Molecule: messenger RNA, 3319 nt
Organism: Acanthopagrus latus (yellowfin seabream)
Lineage: Eukaryota; Metazoa; Chordata; Actinopteri; Spariformes; Sparidae
Product: 5'-AMP-activated protein kinase subunit gamma-2-like
Exons: 14
Coding region: 568-1893 (441 amino acids)
Source: RefSeq, a predicted model, not a curated record
CCCAGAGGGAGGGAAAAAGGCACUCCCGUCCAAGUUCUUAUUUGCAUCACUCCCGAGAGAGACAUUUCCCAGCUGAAGCUGUGUGGAAUUUACCGCUUUCGUGCUUCCAUCAAAUGUAUGAGGGGACACAGAUAGUGCACACGCCCUCCUGCUGACUUUGUGCUCUGCAGUACUGGAGGAUAUGCUGUUUUGCCUGGAUGUGCAAGGAUAGCUUUGUUUUCUGCUUGUAGCUGGAAUUAAGCAUCAUGGAAUAGCACGUUUUUGUGCAGCAGGAGAAGCCAGAAGACCAUCAACAUAUAUUCUUCAUCCAUAGAUUGAAGGUGACAAGUUUCCUCUUGUAAUGAAUAGGACCAUCUAUCUCCUAUAGACAGGCUAAACAGCCUCAAAGACUUAACAAAUCUCCAGAUCCUUCGAAAAAUACUUUUCAAAGUAAUUUAGUAACUGCCUCUUCAGCUACCAAAUGGGGUAACUCUCACUUGACACAGCUUUGUGACAUCUCUGCGCUCCUUACGUGACGUGGAUGGUCAUGGUCAAGUUUGGUUUUGAGCCGACAACCCACUGCGCUUCAUGAAGAGGUUUGGCAGCCUGAGGAGGAGCAAGAAAAGGAAGGAGCAAGAUGGGCUAGGAGGGAGGCAUCAGUCCGAGGCAUCGUGUCUGUCUGCCUCAGGACUCUCUACACCACCCACCACCCCAACCCAGUCGUCCAGCCAACCUGUGUUCACCCAGGAGGCCCAGCCGGCCAGGCCCAGCCCUGAAUGCCUGGAGACGAGCUCCCGAUCCCGCUCGCUUUCCACACCUCCAGACACGGGACAGCGCCUCAGCCUUCCCUCUGCUAAACCCCCGAUCCCUUCCUCGAGCCCCGUGCCAUCUUACUCUACCUCACAUCAAGUCUACGGAUUAUUCGAAGGCAUGCUGGAGAAACUUGAACUAGAUGAUGAUGCUGCUGAACCUGAGAGUGAUAUUUACAUGCGCUUUAUGAAAUCCCACAAAUGCUACGACAUCGUCCCCACGAGCUCCAAGCUGGUUGUGUUUGACACGGCGCUCCAAGUUAAGAAAGCGUUCUUUGCCUUGGUAGCCAACGGUGUGCGAGCUGCUCCACUAUGGGACACAGAGAAGCAAAUGUUUGUGGGAAUGCUGACAAUCACAGAUUUCAUCAUCAUACUGCACAGAUACUAUAAGUCACCGAUGGUGCAAAUUUACGAACUAGAGGAACAUAAGCUCGAGACGUGGAGAGAGGUUUACCUUCCAUCCACAUUCAAACCUUUGGUCAACAUAUCGCCUGAUGCGAGCCUGUUUGAUGCAGUGUACACCCUCAUCAAAAACAAAAUUCACCGCCUGCCUGUCAUCGACCCCGUCACGGGGAACGCACUUUAUAUUCUCACACACAAGAGGAUCCUCAAGUUCCUCCAGCUUUUUAUGUGUGAAAUGCCAAAGCCAGCUUUCAUGAAGCAGACUCUCGGGGAGCUCGGCAUUGGCACGUACCACGACAUCGCUUUCAUCCACCCGGACACACCCAUCAUCAAAGCACUCAACAUCUUUGUGGAGAGACGAGUGUCUGCCCUGCCUGUGGUGGAUGAGUCUGGCAAAGUUGUGGAUAUUUACUCCAAGUUUGACGUGAUUAACUUGGCUGCUGAGAAGACGUACAACAACCUGGACAUCACGGUGACGCAGGCUCUGAAACAUCGCUCUCAGUACUUCGAAGGAGUCAUGAAGUGCCACAAAAUGGAGACGAUGGAGACCAUUGUGGACAGAAUAGUCAAAGCUGAAGUGCAUCGGUUGGUGGUGGUGGAUGAGCGCUCCAGCAUAGAGGGCAUCGUCUCCCUGUCGGAUAUCCUCCAGGCUUUGGUGCUCAGCCCUGCAGACGCCUGCAAGGAGGAGAACCUGCCUGAGUGAGACGAGGUGAAGAGGAGACACGGUUCGGAGUAAAUAAGUUUGAAGGUUGAGGUUCGGGAGCGCAAAAAGGCUGAGCCGAGUCAGUCUGAAGGUCCCAGAGACGCCUGCAAGUGAUGCACUGUAGAGGCUUAGAAACCAAAGAGCUAGACAGCUGAAUGAAGUGGAGUUCCUGCACUGAGGAUUGAUUUUUCUGAUUUUUCUUUUUUGUUUGUUUGAACACUGAUCAGAUAAAAACAAAACACACACAACAUACUGUAUUUGUACACACACACACACACACACACACACACUCAAACACACAGAAGAUGCAUCAUGGUCACCAGCCGGGGAGAGAUGGAAGGGGAACGUGGAGGACUGAUGAGUUAAGGUUCCCGUGUAGUUCUGAUCAUGAUGCUGUCAUCAGUCGAUUCUUUUAGUCGCAAUUUUGUCGUUGAUACUGAAUGCGAUCAACUCCAGGAAAGCUCUUGUUCUGCUCAGUAUCUGACGUAGAAACGGUGUACUUUCACAGAUGCAACGUAAGGUGAAGCAAAACUACACGUAACCUACAAUGUGGCCAUUUUUAUGACUGUCAUUUAAAAGAAAAAGUGCCAACAGGGAGGGAUCAAUGCCCAAUCAUUACUUGUGCCUUUUGUUUUCCCUCAGACUGACAGUAUUUGUGGCAUUUGACAUCAAUUGUCAAACGAAAAAGGACAACUUUUUGGGAGGGGGAUGUUUUUUUUAAAUAUGAAUGUGUAAUUAACAAGAAGUCCGGCCAUUUCUUCCUUCUACUUAAAAUUUGGUUGAUUUUAAAUCUCAAGAAUUUAUCUCAAAUUCUAAAUAAGUUAGCACAAACACCUGCAGCGGUCGAAGGGAAACGCGAUGAGAACACAUGAAUAAAUGGAUUCUGUCAGCCGAUAACUACGAGCGAGUCCCUCUCACUCAUUUUACAUCAGUCGGGAUUUAGAGUCAUUUGCAACUUAAGGAUUAUUUUUCUAACGGUAUUAGACAAAACAAAAAAAAUUGUCUUUUUAUACGUUUAAAAAAACGCUUUCUUUUCAACAUUUCUUUUCAGUUUUGACGCUUCAGAUAACCUGAUACACACCGCAGACGUGCAGAUCAGCUCUCAGCUGUGGCUUCGACAGGACUCAUCUCCAUCUUUGACUGUAAAUAGGAUCGUUUUUUGGGGGGAAAACGCGUCACAUAAAGCUUUAUUUUUAUGAAUGUGUCAACAUGUUUAAAAAGAGAGACUGCAGUUUUAACGUUAUUUUUGUAAAUAUCUUUGUGGCAAUAUGUCCGGUUCAAAGAGACUUUGUAUCUGAUCAACAUGUACUGUAAAUGUGCAAGCAUGAGAAAAACUACACUUCAGCAGUAUGAAUGUUCUUUUGUUUUACUUUUUUUCUAUUUUUCUGGCUGCGGAAAAAUAAAUGGACACUGAAUGUACCUUAAA